Messenger RNA from Brettanomyces nanus, 1596 nucleotides. RefSeq lists its product as uncharacterized. The record is from RefSeq and is a predicted model, not a curated record. Lineage: Eukaryota; Fungi; Ascomycota; Pichiomycetes; Pichiales; Pichiaceae. The transcript has 3 exons. Bases 1 to 1596 code for a protein of 531 amino acids.
AUGAAUUCAGUGGCCAGUGAUGAUGGUUCCGGUGAAGUCAAUGGUGAAGGUGAAGGUGAAGAUGAGCUUGACGAAGACGAUGCUCCUGGCGAGUCCAACGAUGGCUCGUUCAAAGAGCUGAUCGCUGAUCCUGACAAUGACGCUGCAGAUGAUGUAGAUGAAUGCGAAUAUCGAUGUCUCAUUCAAGGCUCAACAGAGGUUUGGAUUUUUCUUGGCACUUCCAUGGUGAUAUACGGUGUGUUUCUUCUCAGUGGUGGGAAUGAACAUAUUAGUGGCAUUCAUACUGGUACUGGUACUAGAUCGCAUGCCGGUACUGCCAGUCCUCUUUUAGGCUCGACAACUUCUAUAUACGGAAGUAUAGGAGGUAGUUCAGCUGCUCCUUCCACGAUCAACAUUGAUCAAGAUAUGGAAGAUCCGGAAUUCACCUCCAUUCAGCAACUUACAACUCCUCAUGAAACACCGUCUAUGUAUGGUGAUGGUCAGAGCACCGUUACGAGUAAUGGUUUGGCUCAAAAUCUGACACCAUCUGCUAGUUUGCCUGUAUCUUCUGCACCUCGUUCUCUUUCUAAUGCUAACGAGUUCUUCACGCCUUUAAUCAAGUCGACAACUGAAAAUUUGCACUCGGCUGGACGCAAAGUUUCUGGUUUUUUCAAGAAAUCGAUGGAUACAUUCCACACUCCCGGUAACACCCGAAUCUCUGAUGAAGCCUCACUCAGUCGUGCCUCGUCUUGUUCACAUAGAAAAUCUAUAACGUGUGGUAGUGGGAGCUUUCGUCAAACUAGUCCUACAAACCAAGGUGAAGUGACAAAAGAAAUGCCUGAGUAUGUGUCUUUUGGCUCCAUUCGUGAUUCCUCGUCCUUUGUGAACAACCAUGACGGAAUCGCAGAUGCAGAUAUUGGCCAUAAUGAAGGCGAUAUUGGCGAUCCGGCCGUUGACACCAGCAUAUCUUCUGGUUUGAAUCUCCUGAUGAGUAUACGCGGCCGGGACAAGUCCAGCUCUCAGAGCCCUCACAAGGUAGUGAAACACGCAAAUUCAUCACAAUCACUUCAAGCAGAUGUUUAUAGGUCUUAUUCGAUGUUCAGUCAGUUCGGUAAGGCUGCGGCUGAUAAAUUAUCGCCUCUAAAGCUGAUAUCUCCUUCCAAGCAGAGAAAUGGUUUGCAUAUUAAAACUAAAACGAGUUCUAAUAACGCUGUCGACACGUCUGCAAAUGCAAAUGAGGAUUACAACUCAAAUAACAUGUUCAACUACUCUCUCAGCAAUACUAUCGAUGAAAUCCAGAACCAGAUGAACACAAUCGACAGCAAGACAUUGCAGAUAUCUAAAGGAGAUUUAACACCUCUUAUUCAUAGUUCAGAAGGCUCUGCCUUGACAUCGCAAUUACAACCCUCGCAGCAGAUACCAUCUUCGCUUUCUACAAACAACGCAUCAGAGCCCUCCCCUAUUAACACUCGCUAUCAGUCUCUCAAAAGAGACGAACGAAACAUUUUACACAAGAACCGGAAAGUUGGCAGGAAUUUUACCACUGGAAUGCUGAGAGGUCACAGUAGAGCCCUCUCGUUUGAGCAAUCAGAGCUAUUGAGUGAGCUGAAGAAAUGA